This is a messenger RNA of Gaeumannomyces tritici R3-111a-1, 213 nucleotides long. RefSeq lists its product as hypothetical. Lineage: Eukaryota; Fungi; Ascomycota; Sordariomycetes; Magnaporthales; Magnaporthaceae. The record is from RefSeq and is a predicted model, not a curated record. The transcript is spliced from 2 exons. The coding region runs from base 1 to 213 and encodes 70 amino acids.
AUGGUCAGGACGGAAGGGGCCACCCAUGAGACCUUAAGGAGGGCAGGUGGCGAUGCUUAUAGGGAGAGUUAUGGAAGGAAGGGAUGGAUGGACCUGCCGUCUGCCUCGAUGGCAUCGCCCGCUACCGCCGGCCCCAAGGCGCCUCGGAUAUCUGAGACAGAACCCGCUCUGUCACUCACGGAGAAGCAAGAGGAGCAGGCGGCCGUGGAAUGA